AACAAAGCAGCAUGAAAAGGAAAACAAUACUUUAGAUUACAGUAUCAAGAUACAACUGACAGCUGAGAUUCCUGAGACACACAUACACAGACAACGGAUAGGAUCAGUCUUUUCUGAAUAGACCUCCACUGGGUCCUGUACCAUCACAAUCUAGAACUUGCUCUGAUAGACUUCCCAUCGAUCCUACAAUGGCUAGCCAAGGUACUAAAAGAAAACGAGAUCAUGAAUCAUCUGACUCGAGUAUAGAGACAACACUGACAACAGAUGUGAUCAUGGAGAAUGCAAGGCAAAUUCUGCAAAGAGUCACUAAAAUCUCAGACCUAAUCGAUAAAGGCAGCAGGAAGAAGGCAACCAUAGGGAUUUUUGGAAAAUCAGGAGAAGGAAAGAGCUCCCUUUUAAGUGCAAUCGUUGGGAAAAAGGAACUAUUACCAUCUGGUUGUUUUGGUGCCUGUACAGCUGUUGUUACUCAGGUGGAAGCCAAUCUGGAUGACUCCAACUACACAGCAGAGAUCGAGCUAUUCUCUAAAGAGGAGUGGGAGAAUGAGCUUAAAGAAGCUUUCAAAGAUAUAAAAGAUGAAAGUGAGGAAAGGAAUGAGGACUUGAUUGAAAUUGCUGUAGAAAAGAUCACUGCGCUGUAUGGAGAUGAUGCAGACCAGAAAACAUUAGAAGAGCUCCAGAAUGAUGAAAAAUUUACUGAGAUUGAAACCUUUUUGUCUAUCAGUAAGAAAAUAAUCUCAAACAGUAAUCUCUCUGAAUUUACCAACGAAGCUGCAAGUUUCAUACAACACAGUGAGUCAAGUUCUGGUGACUGGUUCUGGCCGCUUGUGAAGAGCGUGACGAUCAAGAUUCCAGACUGUCACAAACUCCUGGAGCACAUUGUACUUCUUGAUCUUCCUGGUACUGGAGACUGCAAUAAGAUUAGAGAUGACCUGUGGAAAAACUGUAAAUAUAUUUUCUACACUCUUUUCAUGAAACAUUUUGUCAUAUACACUGGGAUGUUAAAACACUGCAUUGAAGAACUGGGACCAGGAGGAAAAUGCAAAAGCAUCAACUUCAUCUGUACAAAGACUGAUGAUAUCAAUCUAGGAGCGUAUAUUAGAUCUGCACGGCUUCCAAGAGACCAAAUCCCAGAAGACAAGGAUCAGAAAAAAACAUGCAUUCUUCAUAGAAAUGAACAUGCCAAGACAAGGGUCAAAGAAAAGUUUGAAAAUUCUGACAUCAAGAAAAUAUUCAACACUGACAAUCAGUUUCAAGUUUUUACUGUAAGUUCCAAUGCAUUCUUUGACAACAGUUUAAAUCUGGAAUCAAGUGAAACAGAAAUCCCAAAGCUGCAGGAUGAUCUGAGGAAUCUUAACAAGAGCAUUAAUAUAGAAUUGACCAGAGAGUAUGUCAAUAAAGCAAAGGGAGUUUUGUCCUUGAUCCAUAGUGACCAGCUGGAUAAUGACAAAAAAGUGAUGGAAAUGAAAGUCAUCGAAUUUAAGAAGAACCUAAAGGAGUCACUAAUUGAACUGGAAAAAUAUUUUAAAAGCAUUUAUAAAGAUCUGGAGCAGCAUCUCUCAAAGGGAGUGGAAGAAUCAGUGAACUCAUGUGUUGCCUCCACAAAGAAAUUGAUAGCAUCUAAUAAAGAGGGAAGAGGGUUCCAUAAAAUCCUUAGAGCUUUGUGCAAGAACUACGGAUGCUAUUGGUCAAAAAAUUGGGAUGUAGUUCUAGACCUGAACAAGUCAUUGGCCAAACAUUUGCACAAAAACAUUUAUGAUGAUUUCUGUAAGAUUUUUCCUGUGACUGGAAAAACAGAAAAGUCAGUGCAGGAACAGACUGACAAGUUUAGUAUCAUCCAGAGUGACUCUGCUUACCCCAGAUCUGACAUUCUACAUCACAUUCACAACUUCAUCAAAAUCGAGGAAACCAAACUGAAGGCUGCACUCCACAGAGACAUUGUUGACAAGAAGAAGGACAUCUACUCAUCAAUACAAAUAACAAUUGUGAAUGAAAUGGCUUCUUGCUAUCAGCAAGCUGCAGCUGUGAGAGGAACAGGAUCCAUGAAGAAAAUGCAAGACCUGUUAAUAAACACAGUCGAUCAGAAAAAAGAAGACAUGUUCGAAAAGGCAAAAACAGAAGUACUUAAAAAGUUCAAUCACUUUAAGAUGGACAUAAAGAGUACUCUUGAAAAUGAACUACAGGAAACAAUAGAACGCUCACACACACAAACCAGCAAAAAGAAAUGGAUGGAUGUCUCCAGAGAGAUUGAAGAGCUGGAGAGACUUCUAGAUCAUCUGUCUGACUGAUGCUUAUCAAGCAAGAGAAACAGCACAAAUCACAAUAGAAACAUAACUACUGUAUUGUGCAACAAGUGUAACACAUUUUCAGCCAAUGCUUUGUUUUGUUUUAGAGUUUUUUUUUUUUUUUUUUUUUUUUUUUUUUCCUCAAAUGUGUUAUAUAUUUUUUUCCGGUACAUUUGUUUGCCAGCUGUAUUUUGUCUUAAGUUGUUCAUUUUCAUAAAAUUUCUGAACUUUGGGUUUUAUUAUAGGGUGGCAUAUGAUAUACAAACUGUAUACUGAUUUGUUGUUUUUAUUAUAACUGUUUUACAGCAAGACAUGUAAAUUACAUUUAAAAACGUAACUGUUUAGUUUUCAAGAACCUGAAUACAUUUGAUUCAUUUACAGUAUAGACUGGAAUGUAAUUGCAAAGGUCUUACUGAAACAUAUUUUUCUAAUUUAUUGAUGUAUUUACAGUAUUAGAAAAGCUUUUAGCAUAAAAUUCAGAUUAAAAAAUAAAGUCUUCCCAAUUUUGACAUAUACUGUAUCUGAGUGAAACGACCUCAAAAAAGAAGAAACUAGUAGGAUGGGGCUUGACUGUCAAGCAACUGAGUGGAUUGUACAAAGUGUAUAAUGUUUGCUGAUUGCUGCAAUUGUUGCAUGUGAGUGACAAGUUGUUGGUGGGGAGGGAUUAAAACCAUUGAUUUAUAACA
Molecule: messenger RNA, 2968 nt
Organism: Cyprinus carpio (common carp)
Lineage: Eukaryota; Metazoa; Chordata; Actinopteri; Cypriniformes; Cyprinidae
Product: nuclear GTPase SLIP-GC-like
Exons: 19
Coding region: 189-2285 (698 amino acids)
Molecular function (GO): GTPase activity
Source: RefSeq, a predicted model, not a curated record